Molecule: messenger RNA, 6497 nt
Organism: Paramormyrops kingsleyae
Lineage: Eukaryota; Metazoa; Chordata; Actinopteri; Osteoglossiformes; Mormyridae
Source: RefSeq, a predicted model, not a curated record
AAAGAGAUAGCUAGGUGAAAAUCCACGAUAUAGUGAGGGCGCAAUAGCUGAACCGGGAUAUAGCGGGGGAUCACUGUAUUAUUAUAUUUUGACUAGCAAGAAAUUCAAGUAGGUACGUAGAUACGGUUACUCAGUUUUACGAUCCCCAGUCUAGGGUUGGGGAUCGUCAGAAAAAUAAAUAGGGAAAGGACAAGGGAAUGACAAGACAAAACGGGGACGGAAAAGGGAACACGAUACACAAAUUACGUAACAGUUAAGUAUGCAAAACAUGGAAAAACGAAUAAGACAUAAAACAGGAAACGCUAUCUCACAACAUUAAACUAGGUUCCUAGAUAAAUACUCAAAGACCAAACUUCUACUUAAACAUCUAAUAGGAUUUAACAUAAAUACAAAAUUCUGAACCAUCUGAUAAGUAUGGGUUUCCCGACGCAAACAGGUUCAGCAGGCUGACACCGGAGGCUUCCUGGCAGGUUGCUGGGUGUGGCAGGUUGCUUGGGCGUAACACAUUUUUUUCCGUAAUAGUUGCCCUUUAAACUUCGGGCUUGCUUUUCAAAUGACACAAAGCAGUGAAAGGAGGAAGUUCUAUUCAAAGGAAACCCAAGAUGGAUUUUGAUUUGUCUUCAGCUGUGUCUAAAGAUGAACAGGUUACACGUGAGACUGGCCAAGAAGUAAAUGCAUUUUUUGGAAUUGGGAAAAAAGACAAAGAAAAGACUAAGGACCAUAGCAAAGAACACAAGAAAUGUGAGAAAAAGGAGAGUGGUGAAUGCCAUAAGAAGAAAAAAGACAAGAAACAUAAGAAAGAUGGACAUGAGUCUGAUUCUUCCUCAUCAUCCUCCAGUGACGGAGGAAAGGGGAAGAAAGAAAAGAAACACAAGAACAAACACUAGUAACUGUACUAGUAAGAGUAACUGAGCAGAGAAGAUUCUCUAAAUUCUAUUCAUAUGUUAGUCAUCGCUGUGUCUUACCAUUUGUACUGUAAACUACUGUUGCCCGGUAGGGACUUUGUUGAAAACUUCUGUCUGAUCAGGUGAUUAUAAUUUUGAUUUCUGCUUACAGCCACCAGCAUAGAAUAUAUACACGUCUCUACUAAUCAUUCCACCAUCUAUGAGAAUAGAGAGUUCUGUUAGAGACAGACAUGGAGCUUUCUGGAAGGAUCCACACAAAGGAAAUCACAGGGCACCACUUCUGGUAAUUGGGACUGACAGAGUAAUUGAAGAGAAGUUAUAUUUGAAGACUAUGUACCUACAUUGUUGAUUCCCUGUUGCCAGUGUAGACUGUAUGCUGUCUGUCAAUGAAGAAUAAAGCCAGCAGUUGUAAUGACUACGAAAGCUUUAGUCUUCAUCAGUGCAAUUUACUUAUUUUUCUUUGUAUUACUACUUUCACUAUUUUCAGUUUUAGACUGAAUUGGUGCAAUAAACAAGUCAAAGGAACUUUCUUGGUUUGGAUGACUAGGAAAUAAGUUAGUUGCCUGUCCGAUUAUACAAUAUAUAUGGAGGACAGAAGACAUAUCAACCAAUAUCACCCCAUUUACCCUGGUGAAGGUCGCAGUUAUCACAUAUUCAAAUAUUGCUAUUUCCCUCCUUGCUUCAAAAAAAAUAUUCUUACUUAUUUUACAUGGGGGAGAGUGUUUUUCAAGUGUGUAAAUUUGGGUAUGAACAGUAGGGACAUGUCCCUACCAAUACUGUGGGAGGGGGGUUGGGGGCUGAUUUGGUCCCUGCCAAUGUUAAAACCAAAUCGAUGCCCUUCUGGUUCCCUCCCCCCCAAUUUUGCACGAAGUCCUACAGUCAACAACAGAUCUGGCUAGUAUGGUUAUUUUAAAAUUAAUCUCUAAAGUGAAAUUUAUUUUGGUUCCUGGACUUAUUCACUUAGUUCAAGAGUAAAGUUGAUAGCAGUUUUAUUAAUUGAAGAAUAUUAUAUUAACAGUAUAGUGAUUUUUUUUGUUUGUUUUGUUUUUAUUACUGUUUUUUCUAAUAUGGGUGUCUGAGGGGAAUGGAUACCCUGGUAUAUCGACGGGGGCCCUUGAAUAUCUAAAAAUGUACAUAAAAUUGGGACAGGGUGAGUAAAGUGGCAUUUUGUCAGAGCCCCCAGAAUUUCUAGGUAUUGCCCCUGUCUGUUUGUAAAGACCAAACCAACUGACAUCGAAUUACUGUAAUGGUAAAGAUGCUCAGAGGUGUGUAGACAGGAUACAGCAAUUUACAUUUUGGUGACACACUUGACAUGAGGGGAUAACGAGGCAGAAAUUAACUAAACACAAGCAAACCAGAAAUAAUUAGACUGACCAGGAAUAGAAUAAAAAUGCAUUAAAACACAGAAAGUGAGUCGCUCGAUGUAUCUCAAACGAAUCCAUUCCAAAUAACAUGUAACAUUUGUUUUGGAAAGACCAAGCAUAAUAAUACUCUAACAUGCUCCAUACAUUUGUGCUAGAAGUAGUGGUAAUACUGUAGUACUAGCAUCAGUAGCAGUAGGAAUGUAGCACUUUAUUUUUGUACAAGAAAAAUUAAGUAAUGUGUCCUGUAUUCAAAUAAGCUGCUGUCAUAAUUUACCCAUAGUCGGCCUACAUAGGCCUAUACAGAAUUUUUCUAGUUGUGCAAUAUUGCACAUUAUUCACCUAAGCAUUUAUAUAACGUGAGAGAAUAUUGUUUCCAGAAGAGGGCAGAGUUUCCCAAUUUUCUAUUCAGCGUCACGAGUUGCCGAGCAACAGGCCCGACACAGUAUUACAAAUGGGACGCUAAACCCAAGCGUGCAGGCUAAUGAAAAUCCCCAAGCGGAGAAAGACGGACACGGCACAGCGAGCAAUGCCGCCACGGCCAAUGGCCUGUAAAGUAACUUCAGCUUUUCGGCAUAGAUUAUUAGAGGAAGCGUCAACGUAAAUAAAAGAAAAAGAAGAAUGUCGAAAAAAACUGCCGUUAAAAUGUCCAACAAACAAAUGUUAAGGACUCCCGAUAAUUAAGUUUUAUUACUAAGUGAAGCAAGUGUGGUACUCUUUCUUUUCUGUCAGUACAAUUCGGUAGUUUUAAGUGGAUAUUAACUGUAGUAACUAUCAACUCGUGGAUUUAAGUACAACUGAUUAAUAUAAAUAUAUACUGUUGUCCUUCUAAAACGGCUUUCCGCGCUAAGAAUGAUGAAAUUCCUCAGCUCUGAUUUAUGGAUUCCUUGGGUAGUACUGCUUUGUAUGGAAGGUGUAAAACCACUGGAGGUGACAGUAAGUCAGGCGAAUGUCCGCGUGGCAAGGGGACAAACAGCCACUUUGUCCUGCACCUUCACAACUAGUGCAGCCCUAACAAACCUCAACAUCAUCUGGAUGGUUAUACCACUGUCCAAUGCCAACCAGCCAGAGCAGGUUAUCAUCUACCAGGGUGGACAGGUAUUCAGUUUAGCCAACCAGUUAAGUGGUCGUGUGGGUUUUGCUGCCAUCAUGCCUAGCACAAGUGCCUCUAUCUUCAUCAACAACACACAGCUCUCUGACACAGGGACAUACCAGUGCCUGGUCAACAACCUCCCUGACAGAGGAGCUCGCAACAUUGGGGUGAUUGGGCUCACUGUCCUGGUGCCGCCCUCCAUUCCCCAUUGCCGCAUCCAAGGCAGCCUAGACGUGGGGAGUGACAUUGUGCUAAUGUGUGGCUCAGAAGAAGGGAUCCCCACGCCCACGUACGCGUGGGAGAAGCUGGAGUCUGUGUCCAAGCUGCCCAGCUCUGCCAUGCAAGACCAGAUACAUGGAACAGUUUCCAUGCGGAACAUCAGCACAAGCACCUCGGGUCUGUACCAGUGCACUGCCUCCAACGCCAUUGGGAAGAGCACAUGUCUGCUGAAUUUGCAGGUGGCCUCUCAGUCGGAGAAUGUCGGCCUUAUUGCUGGUACCAUCGCUACGAGUAUUCUAGCUGUCCUGAUGUGCUCCUUCUUGGUGGUGGUCACUCUCGUCUGUAUGAAGAAAAAGAAUAAAUAUGAAGAAGAAGAGAUCGCCAAUGAAAUCAGGCUGCUGGAAGAUGAGUGUGUAUGUGGGGGUGGCAUACAACAGGCUCAGGGUCCUGUUCUCUCUAAUUGCACUGUCCACAAACUGGAAAAAGUUGGUGAGAGUGGAGGAGUGGUCUGUGGACGCUGUGGGGUAUUAUACAGGGAAGAUGACCUCCCACCCAAGCGGUCCUCAUCGGUAAAGGCGUUCCAAGCUGACGCCUCAUCAUCAGGGAACGACACCCUAACGUCAACCAACACCUACAACAGCCGCUACUGGCACAAUCCCAGGCCAAAAUACAGCACAAACUCAUACACGCGAUACACCGGCGAUUCCAACCAGAACUUCUCAUCCAGCCCCCCCACCUGCACCAACGGCAGCCAUACUCUUCCUCCACCCAAGACUCUGGUAGUUACCUCUAACUUGGCACCCUCCCCAUCUGCUACACUGCACAGAAACGGCUCCGUCAACACGAAGCAGGGCCUGGCCCAGGGCAAGCCUGCUCACCCCCUUGCUGUAGGCCAGGCCACACUGGAGCGCAUGGGUGCCGUCCCAGUCAUGCUUCCAGCACAAAGCAGGGCUGGCUCCUUGGUCUGAGGCAGUGGGCUCGGCGUUCUUCUUUCUACCGUCACUGCUGUGUUAUGUGAAGCACUGCGCUCUCCAGCUGAAGGAAUCCCACCGUUCUGCCGCUUCCUGGGCCUUUUUGGUGCUGAGCCUGGCCAGUGCUGCAGUCCCUCUGCUCUCUGCUUAGAACUGAAUUUUAGAACUUAGAAGCUUGUCUCAUGCCAACGAUUUUUUUAAAGCAACACUUUCUGAUUUUGAAUGUUUUGUUUACAUUUUUUCAAAGGUAUAAAAAGUUUUCUGCCACAAGAUGGAUGAUAUAGCUGUCAGUUAAAGUAAACAGAGCAUUGAAAACCUAGUUAGAGAGAUUAACUUUAAAGGUUCAGAAUUGCAUAUUAUAACUUUAGAUACAAUGUAUUUAGAUUACGUUACAGGAAACUCAGAAUAUCUAUGUGCUGUGCAUCUGUCCAUCCAAUUACCACCCCCGCCCCUAUUCUAGUCUGUGUCACAGGGGGUGGGGGAUUGAGCUUAACCCAGGCAGCGUAGGGCAGAACGCUGGGUGGGAUGCCAGUUUUUGCUGUGCAUUUCCAGUUAUAAUAAUUAUGAUGGAAAAGCGCAUUUUUCAAUUCCCUCCAGAGGUCUUAAAUACACAUUUUAAAUUCCUAAGAUGAAAAUUCCCUUAGGAAAUGAAAGACGUGAUCCUAUGAUGUGUUUAUUUGCUGUAAAUAAUGCAUAUUUUAUUAUAAAAUAUUUUUUAAAUGUAAAACGGUAGAUGGUGGUGCACUUACGACGGUGCUGAAGGCUAGUAUAUAAUGCUGAGGUAACAACUUUAUAGAUACCUGCAAAAAAUUUUUAAUCCCUGUAGCUGCAGUUCUCAGGUUCUCAGGAGAGACAAAUUCCUGCCAUUACACAUGUUAGAAUUAUUUGGUUUCACACUACAGGAAAUGUCAGUAAUGUCGUUCUUUUGAUCAUAAAAUGGUUCUUAUAUUUCAUCCACUUACAAAUGUUCCAACUGUCAAGCUUACAACAUAUAGUUGUUAUAUAAAGUAUUAUUUAGACAAAUCUAAUAUAUUUUAUACAUUUUUUUUUAGAUUUAAAGCCACAGUAAAACAAUACGUAGAUAAAACGAUACCUUUUAGUAUGUUGUUCCACAUGAAAACCCUGAACCAAAGCCCUUCACUGUUUUGCAACAUGCCUUGUUUUCUUAUUGUCAAUGGGUUUUGCAUAAGCACAAAAAUUUUAAAAAAGGUCAUCCUCAUGUUCAUCAUAAAUUAUAGACUUCAAUGUCACGUCAUUUAAACUGUGAUUAUUUUAUUGAUAAAAUCUCUUUUUGUAGCAUAAUAAUAGAGAUACAUAAUAUGGUCACUUUUCAUGUAAAAAAGCAGAUCACCUGUUAAUGGUCUGUUUUAUUAAUGAUUAAAUAAAUAAAUAAUGUCAAAGAAAUCAAUUAAUUCACACUUGGGUAUUUUGCAGUUUUUUUUAGAUGCAUUUUAGAUGUACUAAACAUUUUAAAUUUAAUUAUUAACAAACAAGUUAAAGUGGUUUCACACAGUAAUAUUUCUAUUUACUUGUAAUUGUGACAUGUCAUUAUAAUAUAAAUUGAUUGUACACCUUAUACACUAUGAUUGUGCCUUGAGCCUCUACAGUAACAAUAAUGCCAAUUUGGCAAUAGAAAUCAUUUUGGUAUUGCAUCAAAUAAUGUAUUGCUUCUUUGCUGUCUUUAUUAAACCCUUUUGCUUUGUGUUUUCCUUCAUCAGUUUAUAAAAUGGAUCAUUUAUAGAUAUGCAGUCAGGUUUUGUCAGAUGCCCAUGUAAGAUUUAGCAAUAUUUACUGUUAAGGAAGUCAGGGAAUGCAAUUCAGUGAACGUAUGUGAAAUGACCUAUUGGCUUUCUUGGGAAGAUUGGUCCUAAAACCUGUAUGCCAUCUGGAUCUACAGAAGAUGUUUGACAAUGUUGUGCCAGUAAAGAUCUACUUUUUGAAAUAUUUA